Molecule: messenger RNA, 1064 nt
Organism: Ilex paraguariensis (yerba mate)
Lineage: Eukaryota; Viridiplantae; Streptophyta; Magnoliopsida; Aquifoliales; Aquifoliaceae
Source: the annotation of a GenBank genome assembly
AUGAAGCUCCAUAUAACUCUCUGCAAGGCCACAUCGUAUGAUGCAGAACUUCUUUCCAGAGUUCAUGGAUUCCCCAGUGGUGGCAGCUCUUUGAGUAAAUAUUCGCUGCAAGGUCUUUUGGAAGUUAUUGCUGAGAAACUGUCAGAAGAAGAAAUUGGUGGUUUGAAGGAGCUGUUUAAAAUGAUAGAUGCAGACAACAGUGGAACAAUUACUUUCGAGGAACUGAAAGAGGGCUUAAAACGAGUGGGUUCUGAACUCAUGGAGUCUGAAAUCAAGGAUCUCAUGGAUGCAGUUAUUGCUGAGAAACUGUCAGAAGAAGAAAUUGGUGGUUUGAAGGAGCUGUUUAAAAUGAUAGAUGCAGACAACAGUGGAACAAUUACUUUCGAGGAACUGAAAGAGGGCUUAAAACGAGUGGGUUCUGAACUCAUGGAGUCUGAAAUCAAGGAUCUCAUGGAUGCAGUGGACAUUGACCACAGUGGAACAAUAGACUAUGGUGAAUUUCUUGCUGCGACUGUGCACUUGAACAAGUUGGAAAGAGAGGAGAAUUUAGUAUCAGCCUUCUCCUUCUUUGACAAAGAUGGUAGUGGUUACAUAACCAUUGAUGAGCUUCAGCAAGCCUGUAACGAGUUCGGUUUGAGUGAAGUUCACCUUGAUGAUAUGAUCAAAGAAAUUGAUCAAGAUAACGUAAGUUUAUGCAGAUUGAGUGCCAUCUUUAUUAUAAGGAAUUAGCUAGCUCUAUAGAUGCUUUCUGUGAAAGAAAAGGGCUAUUGGAUACUAAAUAUCUUUUUGUUCAAUUUGACUUGAGCAAUAUGCGUGUAUUUCAACUACACAUUUUUAGCCGUUGCUUGGUGCCAGGGUUGGGCUAAUUAUCAUGAGAUUGUUGGUUCAAAUACUUUAUUGGUGUCUUUAUGCAAAUAAUUUCAAAGCUUAGGUUUGUACUAUGUCCAUCAGACCAUCUAUCCCAGCACCCUUUGUUAACAGGAAUCAAAUUAUGUAAUGGUCUUUUUUAUUCAUAUAACAUGUUUAGGGGAAAAAAACAAACUGGAAAAAAACAGGGGACAUAU